AUGGAGCCAUUUAGGUCACCUGAUCAACGUAGACUUUAUGAUAACAGUUACCCAGUGGUAGAAGACUCCAAACUUUCAUAUGAAAAAUUGCAAAAAUACCAACUUGCAAACCACCAGCCUGAAAAUGAAGUGGAAAUAACUCUGAGCAACCCACUCAUAAAAGAUUCACUUUUAAAAUAUGUUGUCUAUUCCAUCAAUGGGAAAGACAAAACAGGCACGUUUGAAGCUUACAGGCGAUACAAAGAUUUUGAAGCUUUGAGAACACUGCUGAUUCGGCACUGGCCAGGCUGCGUGAUUCCUAAAAUCCCUCCAAAGCAGACUUUAGGAAACUUAGAAGGAGACUUCAUCGAGCAACGUCGGAAAUUGCUUGAAGCUUUCUUGGUCAGGGUAGCAAAUACUUCAUAUCUCCACCAAUCCGAAGAGUUCCACAUGUUUUUAAGAGGCCCAAAUGAAUAUCACAAAGCCAUUGCAAAUUUCAGAAGGCCAACAUACGAUCAGCUUGCUGCUACAUAUCAAUCAAUAUUUCCAAGUUUUGCUGAGUUUCAAGUUACUGAUAGUAUUCAAAAAGAAUUAGAAGAAGCUUUUAAAUAUUUUCAACAAGGCCAAAUCACAUUGGAAAUUUUCCAUGGGAAAAGCAAAAUGUGUGUCGACUAUUUUGGCUACUAUAAAAAUGAGCUUUUUGGAAUGUUCCAAGGGCUUAAAGGGAUUAAUAGCCAGUAUUUAGAGUCAAAAAAUGAAAUCCAAUUUGAUCUGUUGGAAAGUAAAGAAAACCCUUAUGGGGAGUUAUUAGAUUGAAUCAGAGUUGAAAUCUUGGACAUGGGGGGGAUGGUUGAAGCUUUUAAAAAGAAAAAAGAAUACGAAAGAAUCAAAGAAAAAAUUGCGGAGAGAAUUGACGAAGAAAGAAAAAAGCUUCUAAAUCUACAAUUGGAUAAGAAAACUGUUAUGCAAAUUCUUGUAAGAAAACCUAAAGAAUACUACACUGAUAAAAUAUCGAAAACAAUCCAAGACUUGGAAACAGAGCUAAGGAGCAUCAAUACCAUCAACAAUAUCAUAGCAGGAAGGCUCAUGCAAAUUGAAAUCCCCAGAUUCAGAAAAUCAAAAACAGUGGUUUAUGAAUCAGUAAUCAGAAAUCUCACAAGCUCAAGCAGCAAUCAGCUAGAAUUCAUUAUCGCUCAAACCAGAAAAGUUGAAGAGAGCCUAAAUUAA
Blepharisma stoltei is the source of this 1206-nucleotide messenger RNA. NCBI's taxonomy places the organism in Eukaryota, Ciliophora, Heterotrichea, Heterotrichida, Blepharismidae. The record is from the annotation of a GenBank genome assembly.